AUGCAUAUAAUUAAGUAUUUGCCAAACGAUGAUGCGCCCGGUUUCCGAGCCUUCCGAGCCCUUUUUGUUGUUGUUAAAGUCCUUUAGUUGCUAUGCAUGCUCUGUUAUAUUUGGUAUGGAAAUGGAACUCUUGACAAGUAUUUUUUUAUUUGCUUUUAUUUUUUUUUAAAUUUAAUACAAUGAUAAACGAGGUGUAUUUAAAAAUGGGAUCAGGGGCUCGGCUAGGAUCAGGGGCUCGGCUGACGACACCUGCCAGCUGACCAGGGUGGGGCGGUACUCCUGGCGGAAGUUCUCGCAGCAGCGGCUGGAGCCCGGUAAGCGGCUGGAUCGAGCAGGCACUAUGGUGCAGCUGUACAACUUGCACCCGUUCGGCUCGCAGCAAGUGGUGCCUAGCAGGCAGGAACCGGCACUCUUCUGCUGCGGGCGAGAUGCGCUUCUGGUGGCUUGUGCCCCGGGCGCCUGCAAGGUGGAAGUUUUCGCCGUGGGCCGCCCGGAACUCUGCGAGCCGCUGGGCUCUUUUAAUACUCUGGGACGGGUGGUGCGUAUGGCGUAUAGCGAAGUGGGAGACUACAUGGUCACUAUUGAGGAGAAAAAUCAGAGCCUCUUCUUGCGAGCUUAUGUAAACUGGAGGUGCAUGUCAACUGGAAACACACGAGUGUGUGUGCGGAUGAUAGGCCAUAACCUGGAGGCAUCCUAUACUGAUGCUACUAAGGACCAAAUGACAAUUAUAGAAUUUCCCCUUUCAGACCUUCCGUUGUGCUUUUCAUGUUGUCCUUUAACAGGAGACCUACUUGUUGGCUGCAAGAAUAAGCUGAUCCUGUUUUGCCUGAAGCAUCUGGUCAGGAGACAGGAUUUGACUGUAUUGGACUUUGAACGCUUAUUAAUUUUGCACAUAGAUAAUGUCACCCUGGCAGAAGUUGCGUUUUGUGCUGGAUAUGUAGCCAUAACAGCAGAACUAGAGGUCCUAAUCCUCAAGCUGGAAACGGGUGAGAAAGUGGUUGACAAUAGUAGGCAGCAUAUAUAUGACUCUGUGGUAUCUGAAAGGCUUGUCCAUGAAGGUGUAAAAGAAGAACCCGAUUCAAUUCAAUCUGAGUCAGAUGACUUUGUUGUCUGUCAACAGCCUGUGGAGCUGCUUGGGGAAGAAAGCAGGCAGUGUGGAGUAUCCAUUACUCUGGAGUCAACAGGUUUAGUCGGUGAAUAUUCAAAUUUCCAAAUGCAAUAUGUUCUAUACAGACGUUUUGCUCUAGAUAUGUCCUCAUUUGUCUUCUCUGCUGAAGAUGCCAAGCUGCACUCUCUUCAACUGCUGCCUAUGUAUGAAACAGGGAAUUCUGCUCCAACUGACAGAGGAGAUCCCCCUAAGCGAGAACUGCUAAGUCUGUUCUGCUUUUUUUCCCUGCCUCACAUUGGGUACCUAUACACAGUUGGUAACUUAGUGGAGCUGAUUUCUACCUACCAGUAUUCAGAAAGAUCUCAGCAGGCAGUACUCACACCCCAGUUCCUACAUGUGAUCACAAGCAACAACCUGCAGUGCUUUACUGUAAGAUGUAGUGCAGCAGCAGCUCGUAAUGAAGAUCCAUACAUUGAUACAACACAAAAGGCUUGCCCACCUGUGUCACUGGAUGUCUGUGCCUUGAGAAUGCAACUUUUUAUAGGACUGAAAGCUAUUUCUCAUUUCAAGAACCAUGUCAUAGUUUUGACAAAAGCAGACACUGAAGACAUUACAGAGCCAAAAAAGCCGUCAAGGAGACUUCUCUCCCGAAAGGCUGAUAACAUCAAACCCAAAGUUUCUCCAGAAUCUGAGCCUGGUUGGAAUUUAUACAUUGUGAACACAACUUCACCUCUCCUACUUUACAGGGAAAUGGUAGAGUACAGCAAGACCUAUGAAAAUGUAAGAACAGAGAGCUGUAUCCACCUGCUAAGUGAGGCUCACCUAUUGGUCAGAACAGCACUAAUGGACCCUGAUCUGAAGGAAUCGGAAGAGAAGGAAGACCUCCUUGCAGCAUUUCGGGAAAGUUGUGCUCUCCUAGGAGACUGUUACAGCAGAUUUAACACCAAAGACUUUCACCUUGCACUGCCUUACUACAAGAUGUCUGGUCUUUCCAUGACUGAUGUUCUGAAGAGAGUAGAUUCAACAUUUGAAGAUAAAAUGCACAAGUAUGAAAAGGGGAUUAUAUUUUACUUAUAUCAUUCCCUUUGUGAAGACGUAAACGAAGACCUAAGUGAAGAAUUGGCAGCAAAAGUGCUCCAAAUAUUCCACCCUGCUGAGUCAAACCAAAUACCCCAAGUGCUCUGCAGUCCUUGCAUGAAAAAUGUGUGUCCUAAAAUGGCAAUCAAAUAUCUACAGAAAGUAGAAAAGAUGGUGCCGUCUGUUGUGGUGACACUAACCAAGGCUUCCAUGGCUCUGAAAAUGGGAGAUCGGAAUGGGUGUGAAAAUGAGCUGGACAGUUACGCGGAGAUGAUGCUGGUGUGUGGCUUUAUUGUGGAGCCAAGACUCCUGAGACAGCAAAUUAAAGGGCAAAUUGUCCCGACUGAACUUGCGGUUUAUCUCAGGGAGAUGAGGCCUGGAUUCCUUGUGGCUUCAGUAUUGGCUUUGCAUGAGAAUAGUAAAAUUGAGCUGGAAGAAGCAGACUCGUACAUCAAGCAGACAUUGAGUGCCGAGGAAGAAGACGCUGUCCCUCAGCUCUUAGUGGACUUCUGGGAAGCCCUUCUUGUAGCAUGCAGUCAGAAAGAAGUUGUACAGGAGCUGUAUUUUAAACUUGCUGCGCAGUAUAUUUGGAGGCUGUCCAGGAAGCAGAUGCCUAAUACUAAGCCACUGAAAACCACUGAAGAUCUGGUGAAUUCUUGUGGUCAUUAUGGACUCAUUUUUCCUUGGGUUACGUUCAUGAUGCCAUUAGCACCUCAUUCUGAUCAGAAUUCUUCUGAAGACCUUUCAAAAUUACAGUCUCUCUUAUGUGGUCCAUACUUCAAUAUACCUUCUAUUCUGCCGUUGUUGGAGACCAUUCCAGAAGAUACAAUUUCUGGUCUGAGCAUCCAUAUUCUUUGCAGUACUCGGUUAGGAGAGUAUGAGAGAGCCAUUGACAAACUUCUAGAGAGAUGCCCUGAAGCCAUCAUACCCUAUGCCCAGCAUGAGUUGAAGGAUGAAAAUCGGGCUCUGUGGUGGACCAAACUCCUUCCUGAGCUCUGUAAACGAACCAGACAUCCUGGAGACAACUAUCCUGUACUCCUGUCAUCCUUAACGGAAACAUUAUCUGUCAUUGCCAUGGAACUGGAUCUGAGGGACUUCCUUAAUGUUUUACCAGAGGAUGGGAAUGCAGCAUAUUUCCUGCCACAUCUGCUUCAGUGCAGCCAAAGGAGUCUAGUGACAUAAGCACAAGAAGGAUUGCAUGACCUUUGAGGGGAAAAUACUGUAAUGGACAAAAGAUCACAAUGCAGCUAUAAAUUUAAUACUGUAGAUAAGGUGUUCUUUUAGCAUAUCCCCAUGUAUACAGGAAAAGUGGGAUUAUAUGUUUUAAAAGACUGCCUAAUUCAGCUGUGGCCUGCAAUCCUAUUUUAAGGAUUUACUCCCUUUGUUUGUGAUAAUCUUACAGCUCUUAAACACUGUGGUUGCAAGGGAGCUAGAUGUAGGCUAUACAGAAAAAACAUUCCAAGCCUAACGUCACUAUAGAUAUAGUUCAGAUUUUUUUUUCUUCGUAUAAGCAUCCAUGUCAGGCGGAGUGUCCAACAAAUCAAACAACUGAAUAUCUCAAGGGAAUCGAAAGGAAUGUUUGUCUGCACCAAGAGCACAAUGAACACAAGUGGGAGCAGCUUGGAUUUACUUUUGCAGAGCCAGUUAGGAGUUUACAGUGGAUUGGAUCUAUAGUGGCCUAUUCAUGAAUUCCUUCUAAGUAGUCUCUGUAACUGGACUUUACUGAGAUAAGGCUGUGGGCCUGUUAUUCAUAAGCUUGCUUACUACUUAGUAUCAUAGGCUUUCUGCACAAACAAUAGCACGUGAUAUUACUUUAGUGCCAUGAGUUUCUCGCUUCUCUUCAUUUACAGUAUGUUCAAACUACAAAGCAUGUUGACAUUUGGUUUAUUUUUAGAGAAGGCAUUAACAUUCAUUUGUUUAGUGGAACAGCUAUGAAACUAGUAGUCCUUUUGUUUGAAAGUUCUAUUGUUUUCAGUGGGGAUUUAAGUAAAUGUGGCAAUUCAUGUUGAGUCAGGUCAACUUCUCAAAAAUCAGUUUAUUUUCAAGACCUUUCAAUUAUGAGACAAGUGUGGCUCACAGGCUGCUACCAAUCUUCACUUGCCCUCUGUCGGUCCUGUAAAAGGAUAAAAAGUAAGCUCCAAACAGGAUUACAACUUGAUUUGAAUAAAUGCAUAUUUUUAAUAUC
Molecule: messenger RNA, 4370 nt
Organism: Rhineura floridana
Lineage: Eukaryota; Metazoa; Chordata; Lepidosauria; Squamata; Rhineuridae
Gene: HPS3
Product: HPS3 biogenesis of lysosomal organelles complex 2 subunit 1
Exons: 17
Coding region: 341-3367 (1008 amino acids)
Biological process (GO): organelle organization
Cellular component (GO): cytoplasm
Source: RefSeq, a predicted model, not a curated record